Messenger RNA from Caenorhabditis remanei, 861 nucleotides. RefSeq lists its product as uncharacterized. Lineage: Eukaryota; Metazoa; Nematoda; Chromadorea; Rhabditida; Rhabditidae. The record is from RefSeq and is a predicted model, not a curated record. Gene Ontology annotation, molecular function: protein binding. The transcript has 6 exons. The coding region runs from base 1 to 861 and encodes 286 amino acids.
AUGUUAUAUUUUCCAUUUCUAAAGCUUCCAUUCCUACCAAUUCAAAAUAUUGUACACAACUUGAGUUGUACUGAAAUAAUUGAGCUCUCUCUGUGCUCCCGUAGAUCAAAACGAUUAAUGCAAAGCAUCCGACACCCAGAGCCCACCCACAUUGAAAUAAUUAUUGAUCAAUAUCGUAUGUAUGUUGCACUUCGGAAUGGAAUCAAACAAUGUUUAUUCUGGUCAAUCAGAACGGAAUCGCAUAUAAAAUAUAACCGAGUUGAUACUAUUGAAAACGUUCGUGUUCGAGUUUUGAAACUCACUGGACCAAAUUUCAUGAUCGAUGGUACUCACGAGCCAGAAACAGUUCUAAAAGCUCUCGUGGAUCACUUGAAAGAUGUAUUCAAAGUUCCUCUCGAAGUGAAUUUUAAACCAUAUAAAAUGGAGAAUUUCUUCAGAUUUCUCCCCGUUUUUCCAGUCUGCAAACAACAUGUUGCACCCAAUCGAGUUCCCAACUUCGAUGAGAACGACAACAAACUGAAGUCUUCCUCGGAAAUCACACCGCCGCCGACGAAAAAAAUGAAGACGGAGGAGGCUCCGCCCCCCACUCAGCCGCCACUCAUCAAAAUGUUGAUUAGUUUCAAGAGAGAGCGUCAGGGAUUCCGUAUCAAAAAAGUGGAAACGACAAUAUACAACGAAGUGGUGAACGGACAGUGGAAACCGCUGCUCCAGACGUGGAAAAGCUCGAUUGGAAUCUAUUCGGAGCCGAAAUACCCAAUCCGACCGCCAAAACGAGCCAUCAGUGAAGACGACGGAAAACCGAAAAUACCGAAACUGAAAUUGAUAAAAAAUGCGGAUAAUAAUUACUCGAAAGUCUCUUGA